Molecule: messenger RNA, 1590 nt
Organism: Syngnathus acus (greater pipefish)
Lineage: Eukaryota; Metazoa; Chordata; Actinopteri; Syngnathiformes; Syngnathidae
Product: metaxin-1-like
Exons: 9
Coding region: 51-1073 (340 amino acids)
Biological process (GO): mitochondrion organization
Cellular component (GO): SAM complex
Source: RefSeq, a predicted model, not a curated record
AAUCGACGUUGACAGUGACGAUUCGCUCGUCACUUCCGGCGGUGGGCAAGAUGGCGGCGCCCGAAGAGCUGUUCGUGUGGGAAGGAGACUGGGGUCUGCCGUCCGUCAACAGCGAUUGUUUGGUAGUUUUGGCGUACGCUCAAUUUUCCGGUGCUCCUCUCAAAGUCCACAAGUUAAGCAACCCGUGGAGAUGUCCAGGAGGUACCAUUCCCGCACUGAGGACUGCCCACAAGGAGGCGCUGUGGCGACCCUCUGACAUCAUCGUCCACCUCCAAAAACAGAAGUACAACGCCGACUUUGACCUGUCGCCCAAGGAGGCCGCAGACAGCCUGGCCUUCGUCGCGCUGGUCCAAGAGAAACUCUCGCCGGCCGUGCUGUAUGCGCUGUGGGUGGAGCCCAAGAACUUUGCGGAGGUGACGCGGCGCUGGUACGCCGAGCAUGUGUCCUUCCCACUCGGCCUGGUCUUGCCGGACCGCAUGCGGCGCCAAGAGCUGGACAAAUUGCGCCUGCUGCGAGGAGACGCCAGCCUGGAGCCCGGCGACGAGCUGGAGAAGGAGAGCCCGGGCUGGCCUGUCAGCAUGUAUCGCAGCGCCACUUCAAGUCAAGCUCAAAGGGGUUCCGAAAAAAAGUUGUACGACGACGCCACCAACUGCAUGGACCUGCUGGCGCAACGACUCGGAAUGCAAAAGUUCUUCUUUGGAGACUCGCCUUCGUCUCUCGACGCGGUUGUGUUUGGCUGGCUGGCCCCCAUCCUCAAGUGCGAGCUCCCCAGCGGGAAGUUGCAGCAACAUCUCAAGUCACUGGACAACCUGCACGCCUUCUGCGCCAACAUUCUGCUGGUCUACUUCCCCCAGAACGGCGGUCCCCGAUUGGGGUGUUCGGCCAAGAGCUAUGAUGUGGAGCACGUGCCCAACCGGCGCGUCAAGCAGUUCCUGUCGGCGCUGGCGGCAGUGGGCGCCAUGCUGUCCUAUGCCUUGCUCACCGGCAUGGUGUCCGUCCAGCGCGGCCACAAGGGGGUGCUGGAGGGCCGACGACAUUCGGCUGGCCCUGAGGACGACGAAGAUGAGGACUGACUGGCUUUGGAAGAUGAGGACUGACGUUGGCAGACGACGACUGAAGUUGGAAGACAAGGACUGACGUAGACCGAUUUCGUUGGAAGACGAAGACUGACAUUGCAGACCGCUUCCGUUGAAAAACAAGGACUGACAUUGCAAACCGCUUCUUUGGAAUUUCCCCCGCGUUUCCUUCACGUUUCUCAGCCGUCUUUCUUCCCUGUUUGACAUCAUCCACCUUUCUUGUUUCCUCUCUUUUGUUGCGCUGAUGUUUCCUCUGAGCUCCUGUCACGUUUCCUUCCUGCUUCCUCCAUGUUGACAUGUGAAGUGUCAUAAGUAGAAUCUUUUUUUUUUUUCCUUUUUGAAAUAGUGUCAGUAACGCUCAUGGGAGCCCCGCUCCCUGAGUCUGUACUCCAGCUGCACGCCUGACGCCAAAGCUCAGGAAUGUCUGCGUGUGCGUGCUGACGAGCUUAUAUGGAAGCAGUUUGAGUUGAGCUUCAUCAUCGGAGACAAAAUAAAGGCCCUGUAUCCAUGGCAA